Kogia breviceps (pygmy sperm whale) is the source of this 2489-nucleotide messenger RNA. It is a transcript of the gene PRMT6, whose product is annotated as protein arginine methyltransferase 6. Lineage: Eukaryota; Metazoa; Chordata; Mammalia; Artiodactyla; Physeteridae. Gene Ontology annotation, molecular function: protein-arginine N-methyltransferase activity. The record is from RefSeq and is a predicted model, not a curated record. Gene Ontology annotation, biological process: peptidyl-arginine methylation.
AUCGAGGAUCUAAGGGAAGGAGAAGGAACGUAAAGAAUCAUAGAAUAUGGGUGCGGGGUGGUGGGAGAGGGAUUCCACGACACCAAAGCAGCAGAUAAAAGAGCAGAGUACAGCUCAGAGACAUCUGGCGGGCACUCGCCCGGUGCCCCGCCAGAAGCGGGCGGCACGAGCGCGCACUACAAAUACCAGAAGCCCCCGCUUCCUAGAGCUCGCGCCGCGUCGCGCAACGCACGCCGGGUGCCGGCCCGAGCCGCCAAGAUGUCGCAGCCCAAGAGAAGAAAGCUUGAGUCGGGGGGCGGCGGCGAAGGAGGGGAGGGAACUGAAGAGGAAGAUGGCGGAGAGCUGGAGGUGGCCCUGCCACGACCCCGGAGGACUAGGCGGGAGCGGGACCAGCUGUACUACCAGUGCUACUCGGAUGUAUCGGUCCACGAGGAGAUGAUUGCCGACCGCGUCCGCACCGAUGCCUACCGCCUGGGCAUCCUGCGGAACUGGGCAGCGCUGCGGGGCAAGACCGUGCUGGACGUGGGCGCGGGAACCGGCAUUCUCAGCAUCUUCUGUGCCCAGGCCGGAGCCCGGCGCGUGUACGCGGUGGAGGCCAGCGACAUCUGGCAACAGGCCCGGGAGGUGGUGAGGCUCAACGGGCUGGAGGACCGGGUACACGUCCUGCCGGGGCCGGUGGAGACGGUGGAGUUGCCGGAGCAGGUGGAUGCCAUCGUGAGCGAGUGGAUGGGCUGCGGACUCCUGCACGAGUCCAUGCUGAGCUCUGUGCUCCACGCGCGGACCAAGUGGCUGAAGGAGGGCGGUCUUCUACUGCCGGCUUCCGCUGAGCUCUUCGUGGCGCCCAUCAGCGACCAGAUGCUGGAGUUGCGCCUAAGCUUCUGGAGCCAGAUGAAGCAGCUCUACGGUGUCGACAUGAGCUGCCUGGAGAGCUUCGCCACGCGCUGCCUCAUGGGCCACUCAGAAAUCGUGGUGCAAGGCCUGUCCGGCGAGGAUGUGCUGGCCCGGCCGCAGUGCUUUGCUCAGCUGGAGCUGGCCCGCGCCGGCCUGGAGCAGGAGCUGGAGGCGGGGGUGGGUGGGCGCUUCCGCUUCAGCUGCUACGGCUCGGCUCACAUGCACGGCUUUGCCAUCUGGUUCCAGGUGACCUUCCCCGGAGGGGACUCGGAGAAACCCCUGGUGCUGUCCACCUCGCCUUUUCACCCAGUCACGCACUGGAAGCAGGCACUCCUCUACCUGAACGAGCCUGUGCAAGUGGAGCAAGAUACGGACGUUUCCGGAGAGAUCACGCUGCUGCCCUCCCAGGACAACCACCGUCACCUACGCGUGCUGCUGCGCUACAAAGUGGGCGACCAGGAGGAAAAGACCAAAGACUUUGCCAUGGAGGACUGAGCGUGGCCUUAUCUCCCAGCUACCUCCCGAGGCUGCCAGACCUGCGCGGUAGAGGCGGAGGGGGGUCGGAGGAGAAAGGGAAAUCUCACGUGCAAGUAGGGACAUUAUCUUCCGUCUCCCUUUCCCCUUAGGGCUCCUGGGGAGGGAGAAUAACUUCAGUCUCCCUUCGAGGAGAUUAUUCUGGCGAUAUUUAUUAAAAAGUGAUUUCGAUCCCCCUCAACGACCGAAACAGCGUGUUUAUUAAUGGCCCUUUAAGCCUCAAAAGCACGUAGUACCAAGCACUUGUAUUUCUUUUGUUUUAUGCAAAAAGGGGGGGAAAAAAGGAAGAAAAUGUCAGUUUGUGAAGGCUCCAUGCACAUCCCAGACACCUCACACCCUAAGUCUAAAACCAGGGAGAGGGUAAAGGGGUUUAUAAUUAGACUCUAUAAAUCUCCAAUAUGAGUAAUAUCGAUCCAGAGCCAUAUUUCCUCCCUUCCCAGGUGCCUCUAGGCUACGGUAUUUCCUUCUCCUUGCUUUUUAAAUAAAUUUUACUACUGGUAACUUGGGAGAGAAUGAGGACAAUGUUUAAAUAACACUUACUACUCCCUUAGGGUGUUCAUCAACUUAAGCACCCUAAGAAAUUGUACAGCACACCUAAGAAAUCUAGAAGGUACAUUUAGGAGAAAAAGGCCUGAAAGAUGGUGAAGUAGUAUGGAUGUUUAAUUGUCUUUACUCUUAAGAUUUAACCAAGAAAAUGUUCCAUAAUAAAAUUUUUGUGUACUUCUUUAAAAUAAGCUGAUACAGGUUUCUUCUGAUCCUGACCCAAGGGCUUAUUUAUCAUCAUGGGUGAAUUAUUUAAGCUUACUAAAUUGCAGAAAAUAUUUUCUCAGCUAGAAAAUUAAACUUCCUCAUUCAGAGGGAUCAUGUGAUUUGGCCUACUUUCAUCAAGUGAAAGUUUUUUAGCGUUUUUGGGGGGGAGUGUUUUUUUCUUUUUAGCUCAGCUGAAUGUGAAAGUUGUGAAUUUAGGAAAAUCAUUUGUAAUGAAGUGUGAGUCAUGUUAUCAAAUUUAUUUUACUGAUGUUUCCCUCCUCUCUGUAGCAAAUAAAGCAUUGGCAUUCGCUCUA